AAAAAAAUCCGCUGCUUUUUCCAGGACUCUCCCAUCUUCGUCCCUUUACCUCAAAGCUGGUAUCCUCGCUCACCACGCGGCUCGGCGAGUCCUCCGAGCGCUCGGCAGUCGCCUUCGAGACACCUCCCUGUGCGCACGCGUCACUCGAUCACAGCCGCCGGCCGCGAAACAUGUCUACCAACGACGGACCAGCUAUCUGCAACAGCUGCAAUGCUGUCAUUGCAGGCAGGAUCGUAAAGGCCCUGGACAAGAAGUGGCACCCCGAGCACUUCACGUGCAACACGUGCCGCAAGCCCAUCGACGGCGCCAAGUUCCACCAGCACGACGGCGGCGUGCACUGCGUGUCGUGCUUCGCGCAGCACCAUAGCCCGCGCUGCCACGGCUGCGGGGAACCCAUCACUGACCGCGUGAUCCAAGCACUCGGCGUGUCGUGGCACGCGCACCACUUUGUGUGCGGCGGCUGCAGGAAGGAGCUGGGCGGCGGUGGCUUCAUGGAACAGGCUGGCCGACCCUACUGCUCGUCGUGCUACGCGGACAAGUUUGCGGCGCGCUGCCAAGGCUGCAGCAAGCCCAUCGUGGACAAGGCCAUCAUCGCGCUCGACGCCAAGUGGCACCGCGAAUGCUUCACUUGCAACAAAUGCCGCAACCCCGUCACAGACUCGACAUUCUCCGUCAUGGACAACAAGCCUCUCUGCGGCAAGUGCGCCUAAGCACCACCACAGACCACAUUCAUAACCCACUCGUUACUACCUAAGAUUUAGCGUCAAGUGCACUUAAGGCGAAGCUAUUAUCACCCGUGUUAAGACAAGAUAUGGUACAACGUAUGAAUAUGAGCAUUUAAGGGACAUGUAUUGUUAUGACAACGGUUUGCUUAUUUAUGAUGGUUAGUCGUCCAUACGUUUCAACUUUUAACUGUGUUUAGAGAUACUCAAAACAUAUUUUAUAGAGUAUUUUACGCACGACUUAUGUUUGUAAUGAGAUUUUUUAAAAUAUUUGUACAUGAUUCAUGGAAUAUGUCAUUUAAUUUGAUAAAUAAGUCACAAAACGCGUUCAAAGUACGAAAUGCCUUAGCAUUAGGUACACAUACAUUCACCAAAACCAAAUAUACCUACAUAGCAGAAAUAUAAGAAUGUAAGGCAAAACUAUGACAGUAUUUUAAGAUAUUAACGGAUAAUUUCGAGAAGGCCAGAAAGACAUUACAAAUGUUGUAAAUAUUGUAAUAUCGCAAAGCGAUAUAACGCUUGAAAAGCUUUUAAAAAACUAUUUAUUCAUUAUUUUAAU
Messenger RNA from Ostrinia furnacalis (Asian corn borer), 1281 nucleotides. RefSeq names its product transforming growth factor beta-1-induced transcript 1 protein. Gene Ontology annotation, molecular function: actin binding; muscle alpha-actinin binding. The coding region runs from base 171 to 710 and encodes 179 amino acids. The transcript has 6 exons. Gene Ontology annotation, biological process: muscle structure development; actin cytoskeleton organization; heart development. The record is from RefSeq and is a predicted model, not a curated record. NCBI's taxonomy places the organism in Eukaryota, Metazoa, Arthropoda, Insecta, Lepidoptera, Crambidae. Gene Ontology annotation, cellular component: stress fiber; adherens junction; filamentous actin.